AGUUUUAAGGCAGUUCGUUAAACUGAAGGUGUGCUAGUACACCUAUAGGUACUCUGAGAGCGAUUUGAUGAGUGAAUAAGAAAACUCAUUUUAAUCGUUAUGCGUGAGAAAAUUUUCAUAAUUUUUUGCUCGUUGAGUAUUUUAUUAAAAAUUGAAACAUUUGCUACUGGUACUGAUACUGAAACUGGGAAUAAAAGUUUGAAUCAUUUUCCAGAUGAUUUUCUUUUUGCUGCUUCAACUUCGGCGUAUCAAGUAGAAGGAGCAUGGAAUGUGGAUGGGAAAGGAGUAAAUAUUUGGGAUCGGUACACUCACAAGGAUCCAGAUGUAAUAAAAGAUGGGCAAAAUGCUGACGAUGCUGCCAAAUCAUACUAUUGGUAUAAAAAUGAUUCCGCUCUUUUGAAGGAAUUUAAUUUCCAGAUACACCGAAUGUCUAUAAGCUGGACUAGGAUUUUACCCAAUGGUGACAUGAGUUUUAUUAAUCAAAAAGGAAUCGAUCAUUACAAUCAUGUGAUAGAUGAUCUACUCUGGAAAGGAAUACAACCAAUGGUGAUAAUGUACCAUUGGGAUUUGCCGCAAAAAUUGCAAGAUACGGGAGGUUGGCUGAAUCCGUCAAUUGUUAAAUACAUGGGAGAUUAUGCUGAUCUGCUUUUUAAACACUUUGGUGACCGGGUGAAAUGGUGGAAUACAUUAAACGAGCCUAUAAAUAUUGUAAAAGGUUAUGCCAGUAACAAUACUGUAGCACCUUCGUUAGGCUUAGGUACGCCAGCUGAUUACCAAGUUGUUCAUAAUAUUCUAUUAGCCCAUGGACGUAUUUAUAAUAUAUACAAAAAGAAAUAUAAGAAAUGGCAGAAAGGAAAGAUCAGCAUGACAAUCGAUUACGAAACCUGUUACCCAAAACCGAAUUCGUUGGGGAGUGACUUUGCUGUGGAAAAAUAUUUCCAAUUUAUGGUUGGACUUUUUGCUCAUCCUAUUUACUCAAAAGAAGGAGAUUAUCCGCCUUUGGUUCGCUACAUAGUCAAUGAAAACAGCAAGAAAUAUGGUUUGAAAAAGUCAAGACUUCCAGAAUUCACAAAACAGGAAAAGCUGAAUCUGAUAGGCGCAUUUGAUUACUUUAGUUUCAAUCAUUACACAAGUUUUUUAUGCAGCACGCCCCCUAAUAAUGAAACUGUAGACAACGACAGCUGGUAUUCUAUUUUUAGUGAAGAUUUAAACGUUAAAGUGGAACCAAUACCUUACAAACCUAAGACAGGUGAAAACGAUAUGUAUGUAACUCCAGUUGGAUUCCGAGACGGAUUAAAGAAAAUUUCGCAAGAAUAUUAUUUUCCUAACAUUUUCGUUACUGAAAACGGUUACAGCGACCCGAGCCCAUUGCAAGAUUACAAACGAAUCAUAUUUCAUCAACUUUACCUCGAACAACUUCUCAAAGCGUUGUACUUGGAUGGUUGUAAAAUAAUCGGCUACACUGUGUGGUCUCUCCUGGAUAAUUUCCAGUGGCUAGCUGGAUACACAUCGAAAUUUGGACUAAUACGAGUUGACUUCAAUUCAACAGAGAAGACUAGAACACCAAAAUUAUCAGCUAGUUGGUUCAAAACACUUAUAGACGAUCGAAAAAUACCAGACUUGGAUGACUGGCUGCUUCGAAGUAAUGAAUCUUAGCCCUGAAGGAACAGAAUAUGUACUUAUGGUUCCAUCGUGGAACUCAUUUCAUCAGAUUUGUGAACAGAUCUCAAUGAAUGGGUCUUUUGGGGACCCUUACCCUACGUAGAUACACAUACUUAGUACGUCUACGUACCCUUGGUACAUCUUCUCGAGUUUAACUUUUGUAGUUGAUCUCAAUAAAAUCUACAAACCUACUUCGUAUAGGUGAACAUUUUUCAAUAAUUUCUUCAAAGAUUCAAUGAUUGCGAUUUGAAUCAAUCAAAGAUGUAAAAUGUGUAAUUUGUAGCACUGACGUUAGGUACCUACCUACGUAGGUAACUUAAUAAUGGUUCUGCAUUUCGCAUACACGAUUUGAACAGAAAACACCUGUGAAAAUUUUCAAAACAUAUGAAAACUACCUACCUACUCAAGAAUUUAAUUUUUUAUUUAAAAUUAAAAAAACUGUAAAUCAA
Molecule: messenger RNA, 2111 nt
Organism: Planococcus citri (citrus mealybug)
Lineage: Eukaryota; Metazoa; Arthropoda; Insecta; Hemiptera; Pseudococcidae
Product: myrosinase 1-like
Exons: 11
Coding region: 100-1656 (518 amino acids)
Biological process (GO): carbohydrate metabolic process
Molecular function (GO): beta-glucosidase activity
Source: RefSeq, a predicted model, not a curated record